AGGCGCUGGGGGCGUCCCCUAAGAUUCCAUCUGGAAAUACUUGUGGCCUGAGACUUGGGAAGCCGCGCCCUGCUCUGAUCAGUCCAGGCAUAGGCACCGGCACCGGCCCGCAGACGAUUCCCCAGCGAGCCAUGGAGAGGCCGGCGCCCCUGGCUGUGCUGCCCUUCUCGGAUCCGGCGCACGCCCUGAGUCUGCUCCGGGGGCUGAGCCAGCUGCGCGCCGAGCGCAAGUUCUUGGACGUGACACUGGAGGCGGCGGGCGGGCGCGACUUCCCCGCGCACCGGGCGGUGCUGGCAGCGGCCAGCCCCUACUUCCGCGCCAUGUUCGCGGGCCAGCUGCGGGAGAGCCGUGCCGAGCGGGUGCGGCUGCACGGCGUGCCUCCCGACAUGCUGCAGCUGCUGCUGGACUUCAGCUACACGGGCCGGGUGGCGGUGAGCGGCGACAACGCCGAGCCGCUGCUGCGCGCCGCCGACCUGCUGCAGUUCCCGGCCGUGAAGGAGGCGUGUGGGGCCUUCCUGCAGCAGCAGCUCGACCUCGCCAACUGCCUGGACAUGCAGGACUUCGCCGAGGCCUUCAGCUGCGCGGGGCUGGCGGGCGCGGCGCAGCGCUUCAUCCUGCGCCACGUGGGCGAGCUGGGCGCCGAGCAGCUGGAGCGCCUGCCCCUGGCGCGCCUGCUGCGCUACCUGCGAGACGACGGGCUCUGCGUGCCCAAGGAGGAGGCCGCCUACCAGCUGGCGCUGCGCUGGGUGCGGGCCGACCUGCCGCGCCGCGCCGCGCACUGGCCGCAGCUGCUGGAGGCCGUGCGCCUGCCCUUCGUGCGCCGCUUUUACCUGCUGGCGCACGUGGAGGCCGAGCCGCUCGUGGCGCGCUGCCCGCCCUGCCUGCGCCUGCUGCGCGAGGCCCGCGACUUCCAGGCGGCGCGCUACGACCGCCACGACCGCGGGCCCUGCCCCCGCAUGCGCCCGCGCCCUUCCACCGGGCUGGCCGAGAUCCUCGUGCUCGUGGGCGGCUGCGACCAGGACUGCGACGAGCUGGUCACCGUGGACUGCUACAACCCGCAGACCGGCCAGUGGCGCUACCUGGCCGAGUUCCCGGACCACCUGGGCGGGGGCUAUAGCAUCGUGGCGCUGGGCAACGACAUUUAUGUCACGGGAGGCUCAGACGGCUCCCGGCUCUAUGACUGUGUCUGGAGGUACAACUCGAGCGUGAAUGAGUGGACGGAGGUGUCGCCCAUGCUAAAGGCCCGAGAGUACCACAGCUCCACCGUCCUGGACGGGCUACUGUACGUCAUCGCCUCGGACAGCACCGAGCGCUAUGACCACACCAGCGACACCUGGGAGGCCCUGCAGCCCAUGCCCUACCCCAUGGACAACUGCUCCACCACCGCCUGCAGGGGCAAGCUCUUCGCCAUCGGUUCACUGGCGGGCAAGGACACCAUGGUGAUCCAGUGCUACGACCCAGACACUGACCUCUGGUCCCUGGUCAACUGCGGCCAGCUGCCACCCUGGUCUUUUGCACCUAAGACGGUGACCCUGAAUGGCCUCAUGUACUUUGUGAGAGAUGAUUCUGCUGAAGUGGAUGUGUAUAACCCCGUGAAGAAUGAAUGGGAUAAGAUCCCUUCUAUGAACCAGGUCCACGUGGGAGGUAGCCUGGCAGUCCUGGGUGGGAAGCUCUACGUGUCUGGUGGCUACGACAAUACAUUUGAACUCUCAGAUGUGGUGGAAGCGUUUGACCCAGAGACUCGAGCGUGGAGCGUGGUGGGGCGCCUCCCGGAGCCCACCUUCUGGCACGGCAGCGUCAGCAUCUUCCGACAGUUCAUGCCUCAGACCACAUCGAAUGGGCACGGCUUUGACCUCGACAAUGCCAAUGACUCGAACCUGAACCGGUCUCGGCCACACCUGCAGAACCAGAACCAGAACCUGAACGAGCUCCGUUAGCGCCGGCUUCCCUGGGCCUCCCUCAGGGAUGCAGUUCGGCUCAGCACACGGAUCCAUGGGCGUUGGGGGGCGGGAAGGGGGGACCCCGGUGACCAGCAGGUAUAGGGCGUCCGCAUGCAUGGCGAGAGGCUGGGCGCGCUUGGGCCACGGAGCCCUCGGAACCACUGGUCACAGUGCCGGCUUUAGCUUUCAGCACCAAGGGAGACACUAGAGCAGAGAGAGGUUUCCAAGGUAUUCUUCCUUUUCACUUGUUGGGGGGAGAGGCUCUCCUCCCCGACAUCCACCCCUGGCUCCCUGAGGCCUGGAUUGCUGCCCACUUCCGCCUCCUAAGGAGCCCCCUGUUGCCAUCUUCCUUCUAGGGCUGUGCAUGGGUGGUAGGACCUGGCUCUGGGUACCAAGUUGUGGAAAUAGGUGGGCAUGGUAGGCACAGAGUUUGGGUAGAAAACCCCGGAGUCCUCUGACAAGGGCUCCCCUUCCAGGCACACUUGUGCAGACCCCCUCUGCUUCUCCCUACCCCUCACCCCCAUCUCUGUGGUCUUCAGGUAUGGAAGCGCCACCCCACGGUUAACUGGCCCAGAUGCCUAUUUCCUGGGUGCUUGGACCCAGCCAGCUCCAGAGUCUGUGUUUGCUUCACAGACUGACCCAGAUGCCCAAAUGACCUGUGUGUGUGGUCUCCGCAUUCCUACCCCUGACCCACCUUUGGGACCAGCAGGGCAGCAAAGUGGGGGUUUUUUAGGAGCUCAUGCUGGUGUAGACCCUUCUUCCUCCUCCUCCCUUCCCCAUUCCACGGGUGGGCCAGUGACUCUUGAAAGGAUUGCUGCCUGGCUGAUUGUGCUCCCUGGGUGUCCCAGCCAAAGCGUCAGGACUAACUCUCCCACACUCCCCACUACGGGCACUUAGUGAGUCGGACCAGCAGCCCUUGAGAUUAAAAACAUCUUUAAAAGACGUGGCAUACCUGCCAUCCUCUGUGCUCGCCUCAAGAGGUUAGACUGUUACAGAGGAGCACCCUGGGCAGGAACGUGGAUUAGCCUAUGACGCAAUGACCCCCGUGGGCUGCCAGAGGCCUGUGCUUGACCUCUGGAUGUGCUCACUGCUCUUUCACCUAUUAGGGGCCCAUCUUGGGUCUAGAUUCUGGCCCUGGCUGGCCCAAGAGGCCUUCUGACUUCUCAUAGACACCGGCUGUGAGCCAUGUUGUGGCUGACCAAAGGCAGAAACGUUCCAGCUGACUUUGUGUUGAAAGGCGUUGUACCGCACCAUCAUCAGUCUAAAGAGGUGAGGAGUUUAGAUGUUGGUCACAGGGGCAGCUAGGUGGUGCAGUGAAUAGAGCACCGGCCCUGGAGUCAGGAGUACCUGAGUUCAAAUUUGGCCUCAGACACUUAACACUUACUAGCUGUGUGACCCUGGGCAAGUCACUUAACCCCAAUUGCCUCACUAAAAAAAAAGAAAGAUGUUGGUCACAGAAAUAGGGCCCCAGCCCCUCUAUAGAGUGAAGCCACAGCUCAAUCUGACUUGUUCUUGCUUCUGCCCUUUCAAAUGCCCAGAGGAGUCGUACGUGUCUCCUUCCCCAAGAUGGCUGCCUGGGUGACCCAGAGUGGACCCAUUCACUUCCUCGGAUGCCUCUUUUGUAAAAUGGGGCUUGGAUUCGGUCCCGCUUUGAACAUUUUCCCAUCUUCCAAGAGAAAUGUUCCUAUAGAGAGCAGCGUUGGCUCUCAUAGAGUUUAGAAAGGUAUGGGGGAGGCUUUGUGGAUAAAGGACUGGCCGAAGAACCAGGAAGACCUAGGUUCAAAUCCCACCUCAGUCACCUGCUAGCUGUGUGACCCUGGGCAAGUUACUUUACCCUCUUUGUGCCCUGGGCCAUCUGCAUGGGGAGGAAAGGGUUUCCUCACCAGGAGCUCUGUUGAAAUUCAGUUGGGAUUCUUUUUUUUUAAUCACAUUUUUAAAUCCUAGCAUCAUUUCAAGAGCUAUUUUUACCCUUGUCAGGAAACCAUGUCCCCCACGAUUGCAGGGAAUAUUAGACCGACAAUCGGCCCUUGGGAGUAAAGGCAUUUUUUUAAAGUUAGCCUUUAUCACACUCAGAAGUCUGGCCGAGCCCCCUCUGAGGGGCUUGAACAGUUGAGCGCUCACCCUUCCUGUUUGGAAGGGACAGAGGGCAGUGUGCUUUGUGUGGUGUCAGGAUUCAUGGGCCUGAUUAAAAACUCUUCCCAUGGAGAAUGGGGCCUUGAGAAGACAAAGUAGCAUCUACAGAGAAUGUGAAUGGUCCUGCAGUGUAGACAGGGUGCUGGAUAUGUAAUCAUAGAGGCCCCAGGUUCCAAUCCUGCCCACGCUGGGAAAUUCAACUUAUGCUUCCACUUUAUCUGUAAAAUGAGGGGGCUCUGAAACCCCUUCCAGCUCUAAACCUGGGAUUCUGAGGUGAGAAUUAGAGUGCUUUUCCCCGAGAAGCAGUGACAUCUUGGAGAGGCUCCGUCUUCCUUGCCUGUUGGGUAAAAUCAGGAUGUGUUAGGCAUUUUUUGGUAUUUCCUGUUCUGAGAAGCCUCGGUUAGGGGUCCACGCCAAGUCAGCCCAACCGUCAGAAGGAUCACAGAUACAAACAGUUCUGGGUGAGAAAAUGCCCAAGAAAGUGAGAGUCCAGGGACAGACGAAUUGGGGACAGGAGGGAUUUCUCCGUUGUCUUUUACAUUCUCUUCCAACCGCCUGCCCCCCUCAGCCUCAGUUUCUGUUGUUGUGAAGAUCUGAUAAGAUCAUCCGUACAGGUGCUUGGCAAACCUUAAAGCACUGUGCUAGUUAACUGCUGUUCUUGCUCUGGUGGGGCUCUUGUCAAGAGUUCACCCCAGUUAGGUGGGCAGCUGGCCGGCAGGCUUCCCUCAUCUCCCAUCAGCUGAGGUCGGGCUGGUGUGGGCACAGGUGAGGAUGCUCUUGCCACCCUCUUGUUUCACGCCAGACUAAUCCCCCCCCCUUGGGGGCUGCCUCUCCUUUGCCACUGGCUUCUUCCCCUUAUCCCAAGCCCCCACUGUAAAGUCACAAACUUGAAUCCCUGGCUUUCCCUUAACCCUCUUCCACCUCCUUCCCUUCCUGGAUUAGCACUGAUGUUAAGCUGGUGGUCUGUGCCUGGUGUGUGUGUGUGUGUGUGUGUGUCCGUACUAAACUGAAUUUGCCUUAUAGGAUGGUGAAAAGUUCUGUGACGAGAAUUGAAUGUUGAACUCUUAAAGAAAGUGCUCUAUAUUUAUAUAGAUCCACGAGAUUGGCUUACUCCAGGGCUCGCUCCUGUGGAAGGUGCCAGAACCAAAGGGUGAAGUGGGUUUGUGUAUUUAUUUUGUUUACCGGAUCAGACUUCGUCAUCCCGCAUCGUGGUUAAGGUAGCCGUCCCGUACUUUUUGGAAAUAAAGACAUUUCCUAUAUGUU
Molecule: messenger RNA, 5336 nt
Organism: Dromiciops gliroides (monito del monte)
Lineage: Eukaryota; Metazoa; Chordata; Mammalia; Microbiotheria; Microbiotheriidae
Gene: KLHL21
Product: kelch like family member 21
Exons: 5
Coding region: 132-1937 (601 amino acids)
Biological process (GO): protein ubiquitination
Molecular function (GO): protein binding
Source: RefSeq, a predicted model, not a curated record